Molecule: messenger RNA, 2685 nt
Organism: Amborella trichopoda
Lineage: Eukaryota; Viridiplantae; Streptophyta; Magnoliopsida; Amborellales; Amborellaceae
Biological process (GO): regulation of gene expression
Cellular component (GO): nucleus
Molecular function (GO): chromatin binding
Source: RefSeq, a predicted model, not a curated record
UCUCUCCUUCUCAUUCACUAGUAAAAGACUAUGUUUUGAGCUCUAAUUUGUGCCAUAAACAGUAUUUUCAUAAAAACAAUUAUCACAAAUAAUCACAGAUUAAACGGCGAUUUGCUAAGUAUGGACUGGAAUGACCGACGCCGAAACCUUGAUGAUGAUCGGAGCCCUAGCCCAGGUCACUUCAGGAACUUAAGGUCCCGACGCGAUGGCUAUGGAGGAAGGUCUAAUAGGUCUAUUCUCGACAGGGAUAAGGGUUCUCGAUAUGGUAGGGUUUCUGAUACAGAUGAUGAAGAGUUGAAGGGUUUGGAUUAUGAAGAAUACAGAAGGAUAAAGAGGCAAAAAUUGAGGACCAAAUUGAGGAAUUGUAUAUGGAAUGUCACCCCAAGUCCUCCUAGAUUGGAUCAUGGCGAUGAUCAAGAAAUUGGAGUUGAAAUUGCUAUAAAUGAGAAGGAUUUUCAAUCUGAUGAGAUAUCUAGGGUUAAUUAUGGAGAUGGGUUCUCAGGUAGUGGAAGGAAAGCUUCCUCUUACUAUAAAGAUCAAGAAAAGAGUAGUCGUGAUGAAGAACCAGAUUCUGAUUUAGAGAUAAACAGAUCACUCGUAAUGAAGAGGACAGAAAGGGGAGGAAGAAGAGAGAGACGUAGGUCUCAUAUUAAGAGUAGAAAGAGAAACCGUCCAGUUUCAGAUGAAUUGGAAAGUGAAUCAGAAUCUGGUUCUGACUCAGAGAAGAGGAAAAAGAAGAAGAGGGAAAUUGGAGGAGAGAGAAAUGGGUCUCAUCGUAAGGGAAGCAAUAGAAAGAGAAGAGAUUUAGUCACCGAGAGUGAAGAGAAUGAGGAAUCAGAAAGUGAAUCUAGUUCUGGUUCAGAGAUAAGCAGCUCGCCUGGUACAAGGAGGAAGAAAAGAGAUAGAAGAACACAUAAUAGAAGUGGGUCUCAUAGGAAGAACCGAACAAGCAGAGAUUCGGUCUCUGGAAGUGAAAAAAGUGAUGAUUUGAGUUCUUCAGAGUACUCUUCUGAUAAAAAGAAGAAACCCAACAGGAAGCAUGGCCUCAAAAAAAAUUCGAGAAAAGGGGUGGCGCGUAGAAAGUCACGGAGGAGUAGAAGGGACAUUAGUUCUGAAAGUGAAAGCAGUAGUGAGAGAGAAAGCGAUGAAUCUGAUGUUGCUAUGAUGGCGUUGAAACCAUCUUCCCACCCUAACAAAUCCAAGAAAAAGAUGCACUCAGAUUCAGAGGCCAACAAUUCAUCAGAUAAUGAGGGCAAUGAGGCCCAAAAAGAAAAAGAACAAGCCCCCAAAAAAUCAGAGAUUGAUAAUGAAGCUCUUUUGUUCAAGGAGAUGAUAGAGUCACAAAAGAAACCCAACUCAGGCCUUGAAAAUGAGCCUGUUGUUGGGCCUAUGCCUCUCCCUAGAGCCGAAGGCCAUAUCAGCUAUGGAGGUGCCCUACGGCCUGGAGAAGGAGACGCCAUUGCUCAGUAUGUUCAGCAAGGCAAGCGUAUUCCUAGAAGAGGAGAAGUGGGUCUUUCAGCUGAAGAGAUUCAGAAGUUUGAGGGCUUGGGUUAUGUCAUGAGUGGGAGCAGGCAUCAAAGAAUGAAUGCGAUUCGUAUAAGGAAAGAAAACCAGGUUUACAGUGCUGAAGAUAAGCGGGCACUUGCUAUGUUCAAUUACGAGGAGAAGGCGAAGAGAGAGCACACGGUAAUGUCAGAUUUGCAGAGACUGGUUCAGAGGCACAUUGGGCAGGAUGUUGGCCCGACGCAUGACCCAUUUUCUCAAAAAGGAUCGGAGGUUGCUGAUGCAUAGGCUGUGUUAUGACUAUCUCAAAGAACUUUGUUUCAAAGGACUUGCAUUAGAAUCAUACCAUAUGCCACAUGAGUUGAACUCUUGAGCUGUUUAAUGGAUAAAUUUUGAGAGUGAGAGAGAGGUCGCUGCAUGCAAUAGCAAAUCAUGGACCUGAACAAGAAGAACUGAACUCUUUUAGCUGAUUGAAAAGUUGUGAGAGAAUUUUGUUUUUUAAAUGUUCUAUUACUUCAUUUAAGGGUGUUUGGUAUACAAGCCAACACCCCAAGAAUCACACUUUCUGAGCCCCCCACCGUCUUGGCCUCCUAGAUAUCUCAGGACCACUUAUUGGUGAAUCUGCUCUCUUGUGCAUUGGAUGAUUGUCAACUUUAUUCCAACUAUUUGCAGUUGGUUACACGAAUUUUGUUUUGCCACUCUUGUCUGUUGGAUAUCAUCAUUAAUAAAUGGAUGUUUAUUUGAAAUAUUAAAAAUAAAAAUAAAAAUAGACCAAUAGAUCCUCUGGUUAGCGGGUCGAGAUAAACUCUAUCCAUUGAACAACUGAAGACGUAGAGGGAUGAUCUUGAUUAAUAUGUAGAGAGGAUGAGGAAACUAACAAUCGCCUAUUCUUACAAAGUGACUGUAGGAUAUUUGGAAUGGUUUGAAAGUUGAGACUCAAUGGCAAGGUAGCUGGUUAUGGGGCUGAUGAGAGACCACCAGGGAUAGGUAAUAUGGACUUAUCAAGGCAAGCUUCAUUGGUGGGGUGCCAAUGGCACAUAAGUUUUGGCCUUAAAGAAGGGUGUUAAAAGGUUCUCUCAGGAAUUUGAGACAGUGAUUAUACAAGGAGAGUCUGCCCAUUUUGGGUGAGGUUUGCUUUUUUGUUUUAGGGGAAGCAGAUAGUUUUCUCCCCUUUUCUUUGGU